GGGGCCUGCCCCGGCCCUCUGUCACCGUCCCGCCGCCAGGUGUUCUUCGUGGAGUCCGUCUGCGACGACCCCGACGUCAUCGCCGCCAACAUCCUGGAGGUGAAGGUGUCCAGCCCCGACUACCCCGAGAGGGACAGGGAGAACGUGAUGGAGGACUUCCUGCGCAGGAUCGAGUGUUACCAGGUCACCUACCGGCCCCUGGACCCCGACAGCCACGACAAGGACCUGUCCUUCAUCAAGGUGAUGAACGUGGGCCAGCGCUUCCUGGUGAACCGCGUGCGCGACUACAUCCAGAGCAAGAUCGUGUACUACCUCAUGAACAUCCACGUGCAGCCGCGCACCAUCUACCUGUGCCGGCACGGCGAGAGCCAGGGCAACCUGCAGGGCCGCGUCGGCGGCGACGCGGGGCUCUCCCCGCGCGGCAAGCAGCCUCAGUCGUACCAGGACCUGGUGCAGCGGCUGGAGCCGGUCAUCAUGGAGCUGGAGCGGCAGGGCAGCGUCCUGGUCAUCUGCCACCAGGCGGUCAUGCGCUGCCUCCUGGCCUACUUCCUGGACAAGGGCGCAGAGGAGCUGCCGUACCUGCGCUGCCCGCUGCACACCAUCUUCAGGCUGACCCCCGUGGCCUACGGGUGCAAGGUUGAAACCAUUAAACUCAACGUGGACGCGGUGGACACUCACCGGGACAAGCCAGCCGUAAGUGUCCCUUGGCCAGCUAGGGCCCUCCCCAACCCCCCGCCCUCCUGGAAGGCGCCCAAGCACCAGGUUCGGGGUUCCACGGAGCUGGGCGAGCGCUGCUCCGGGCGGGGCUCAGGGCCGUGGGGGCGCCCCGAGACUCCCGACACUCCUCUGCGUCAGCAAAAUAAACCUGGCUGA
Messenger RNA from Condylura cristata (star-nosed mole), 873 nucleotides. RefSeq names its product 6-phosphofructo-2-kinase/fructose-2,6-biphosphatase 2 (gene PFKFB2). Gene Ontology annotation, cellular component: cytosol. Gene Ontology annotation, biological process: fructose metabolic process; fructose 2,6-bisphosphate metabolic process. The coding region runs from base 148 to 873 and encodes 241 amino acids. Gene Ontology annotation, molecular function: fructose-2,6-bisphosphate 2-phosphatase activity; 6-phosphofructo-2-kinase activity; ATP binding. Lineage: Eukaryota; Metazoa; Chordata; Mammalia; Eulipotyphla; Talpidae. The record is from RefSeq and is a predicted model, not a curated record. The transcript has 7 exons.